AUGGAGGGUAGUAUACCACAAGGUAAAGCAAUAUGGGACCCCGAGAAUGUGGAUCUAUUUUGUGAUUUGUGUAUUAUAGAGGUGGAAGCUGGACGACAUCCUGGAACUCAUUUGGAUAAAGUUGGAUGGGAAAAUUUAAUUCAGAAAUUUAAUGAAGCAACCAAACGAGUAUAUAAAAGACAACAAUUGAAGAAUAAAUGGGAUGCUUUGAAGAAUGAUUGGAAGCUUUGGAAGGAACUUAUUGGUAAAGAAACUGGUCUAGGUUGGAACAUUAAGAAGAAUACUAUUGAUGCAUUUGAGGAAUGGUGGCAUAAUAAAUUGCAGAUUCAUCCCAACGCAGCGAGGUUUCGCACUCGGGGAAUUGAACCACUGUUAGAAGAAAAGUUAAAUAGGAUGUUCAUGAAUAUUGUGGCCACAGGAGUGUAUGCUUGGACACCAUCUUCUGGACAAGUGCCAUGUGAGUCUGAUAAAGGUGAAAAUGAUAAAUCUAGUCUACCUGAACAACUUGAGAGUAGUGGUGAGUCAGGUGAACCAAUCCGAAGUGAAUUGGCACAAGCCCGUAAGAAUAAGAGGCCAAUUGAGACAAAUGAGAGACAAAAGAAAGUCAAGAAAGGAAAAGGAAAUGUGAAGGUUGGAAGGGCUGCUAAAUUGUCUCAACAAAUUGAUCGCCUUGUCGAUAUAGUUGAGAGUAGAAGUACUGGAUCAUUGAUUGCGCAAUCUAACACUGGAAACUGUAGCAUGGUAAAAGUUGUUGAAGUUCUAGAUUCAUUACCAGGAUUACAAAUUGGAAGCGAGUUGUAUUUCUUUUCGGUUCACUUGUUGUUAGACAAGUGUAAGAGAGACACAUUUAUGGCUUUUAAGGAACCUGAGGUGAAGCUCAAUUGGCUUAAGUUUGAACAUGGGCUAGGAUCCUCCACUUAG
Molecule: messenger RNA, 921 nt
Organism: Morus notabilis
Lineage: Eukaryota; Viridiplantae; Streptophyta; Magnoliopsida; Rosales; Moraceae
Product: L10-interacting MYB domain-containing protein-like
Exons: 2
Coding region: 1-921 (306 amino acids)
Source: RefSeq, a predicted model, not a curated record